AUGAAAUCUGUCUGACCAAUUUGCCUAAAGUUAUUUCCGGUGAAAAUCUGCCGGAAAAUUCUCAAUCUGAGAUAUUAAUGGAGACGGAGAUUCCUUGGUCAACGGAGAUCUCAGAGACAUUGUUGUUACCGGGAAAAAUCUCGGCGAAUCGCGAUUUCCACGAAGAAGAUGUUCCUCACUGGAAGGAUCAGAUCACGAUCCGAGGCUUGAUUGCUAGCGCCUUUCUGGGUAUUUUGUUCUGUAUCAUUACCCAUAAGCUGAAUCUAACCGUCGGAAUCAUUCCUUCGCUGAAUGUAGCUGCUGGUCUUCUCGGCUUCUUCUUCGUCAAGUCGUGGACUGGGUUUUUGUCGAAAUUAGGGUUUUCGGUUAAACCCUUUACCAAGCAAGAGAACACCGUUAUUCAGACUUGCGUUGUUGCCUGUUACAGCUUGGCUUAUAGCGGUGGAUUUGGUUCUUACUUGAUUGCUAUGGAUGAUAGGACAUACAAGCUCAUUGGUGCUGAUUAUCCUGGGAACAAUUCAGAUGAUGUUAUAAAUCCUGGACUUAGGUGGAUGAUUGGGUUUUUGUUUGUGGUCAGCUUCCUUGGUGUCUUCAGUAUCGUUCCACUUCGCAAGGUGAUGAUUUUGGACUACAAGCUAACGUAUCCCAGCGGAACCGCUACAGCGAUGCUGAUUAACAGUUUUCAUGACAACUCUGGAGCCGAGCUUGCAGGAGUCCAAGUUAGAUGUCUAGGGAAAUACCUGAGCCUUAGCUUAGUUUGGAGUUGCUUCAAGUGGUUCUUUAGUGGUAUUGGAGAUUCCUGUGGGUUUGAUCACUUUCCCACACUUGGUUUGACGCUUUUCAAGAACACGUUUUACUUUGAUUUCAGUCCUACUUUUAUUGGAUGUGGUCUGAUAUGUCCCCAUUUAGUUAAUUGCUCGGUCCUUCUCGGUGCCAUCAUUUCUUGGGGCUUUCUCUGGCCAUUUAUAUCACAGCAUGCUGGAGACUGGUAUCCAGCUAACCUUGAGGCCAACGAUUUCAAAGGUCUCUACGGAUAUAAGGUCUUUAUCGCCAUUGCUAUCAUCCUCGGUGACGGUCUUUACAACAUCCUCAAGAUAAUUGUUGUCACUGUGAAGGAACUCUGCAACAAAAGCUCCAAACAACAACACCUACCUAUCUUUUCCGACAUUUUAGAUGAGAAUGAAACCUCGGAAUUACUUCUGGAGAAGAAGAAAAGAGACGAAGUGUUUUUCAAGGACCAUAUACCACUCGGUUUUGCGGUUUCUGGUUAUGUGUGUCUAGCAGCCAUUUCGACAACAACAAUCCCAUUGAUAUUCCCACCAUUGAAAUGGUACUUUGUCCUCUGUUCAUACUUGGUUGCACCGGCUCUUGCCUUUUGCAACUCUUAUGGAGCAGGGCUCACGGAUAUGAGCCUGCCUUCAACCUACGGAAAGAUUGGUCUUUUCACCAUCGCUUCAAUCGUAGGAAGCAACAAUGGUGGUGGAGUCAUUGCUGGUUUAGCAGCCUGUGGAGUUAUGAUGUCAAUCGUCUCAACCGCAGCAGAUCUCAUGCAAGACUUCAAAACAGGUUACCUCACGUUAUCAUCUGCAAGAUCCAUGUUUGUGACUCAGCUUUUGGGCACAGCGAUGGGUUGCGUGAUCGCUCCUCUCACGUUUUGGAUGUUUUGGACGGCUUUCGACGUUGGAGAUCCUGAUGGUCUUUACAAAGCACCUUACGCGGUUAUCUACCGUGAAAUGGCUAUUCUUGCGAUCGAGGGGUUUGCGAAGCUGCCUAAGCACUGUUUAGCUCUUUGUUUUGGAUUCUUUGUCGCUGCUCUGAUUGUGAAUCUUGUAAGAGACGUCACACCAAGAAAGAUCUCAAAGUUCAUACCGCUUCCAAUGGCUAUGGCUGCUCCAUUCUACAUUGGAGCUUACUUCGCCAUCGACAUGUUUGUUGGAACAUUGAUUUUGUUCGUAUGGGAGCGGAUAAACAAGAAAGACGCAGAUGAUUACUCGGGUGCAGUAGCUUCAGGGUUGAUAUGUGGCGAUGGAAUCUGGACAAUCCCGUCAGCGAUUCUUUCAAUCUUUAGAAUCAAUCCACCCAUUUGUAUGUACUUUGGACCAUCCUAA
Molecule: messenger RNA, 2108 nt
Organism: Eutrema salsugineum
Lineage: Eukaryota; Viridiplantae; Streptophyta; Magnoliopsida; Brassicales; Brassicaceae
Product: probable metal-nicotianamine transporter YSL4
Exons: 7
Coding region: 78-2108 (676 amino acids)
Cellular component (GO): vacuolar membrane
Molecular function (GO): oligopeptide transmembrane transporter activity
Source: RefSeq, a predicted model, not a curated record